Messenger RNA from Brassica oleracea var. oleracea, 1297 nucleotides. Its product is annotated as protein REVEILLE 6-like. NCBI's taxonomy places the organism in Eukaryota, Viridiplantae, Streptophyta, Magnoliopsida, Brassicales, Brassicaceae. The record is from RefSeq and is a predicted model, not a curated record. Bases 16 to 1062 code for a protein of 348 amino acids. Gene Ontology annotation, molecular function: DNA binding. The transcript is spliced from 8 exons.
AUCGUGAGACACAAAAUGCACCUAUACAUACACUACAUAUUAUUAUCUCUGCCGUCUUCCUCCUCUUCAUUUUACACCUCUUUCAAUUUUUUGGUCAUGGUCUCUAGAAACCCGAAUCCAGCAGACGGUUGUUUCUUGGAUCCGAAGGCUAUGCCCGUUGUUCCUGCGAUUGGACCCUUCGCGGCGGUGGCGGAUGCGGCGGAGACAGUCUCUUCGGGGGAGGAUCUGAGCAAGAAGAUUAGGAAGCCUUAUACCAUCACCAAGUCGAGGGAGAGCUGGACGGAGCCUGAGCACGACAAGUUCCUCGAAGCUCUCCAGCUGUUUGACAGAGACUGGAAGAAGAUUGAAGCUUUUAUUGGGUCAAAGACUGUUAUUCAGAUACGAAGCCAUGCGCAGAAGUAUUUCCUCAAGGUACAAAAGAGUGGGACGGGCGAACAUCUCCCUCCUCCUCGACCUAAAAGGAAAGCAGCUCAUCCAUAUCCUCAGAAGGCUCACAAGAACGCUCAACCUCAAGUACCAGGUUCCUUCAAAUCAUCAGCACCUGAACCAAUUGACCCGAGUAGUUAUAUGUUUAGGCCCGAGUCUUCUUCGAUGCUGAUGACUUCUCCAACCACCCCUGCUGCUGCUGCAGCUCCGUGGACUAAUAACGUGCAGACAAUUAGCUUCACGCCUCUGCCAAAAGCAGGAGCAGGAGCGAACAACAACUGUUCUAGUAGCUCUGAGAAUACUCCAAAACCACGAUCCAGCAGGGACACAACCGAGCAGGCGAAUCCUGGCCAUUCAUUAAGAGUUUUACCGGACUUUGCCCAAGUUUACAGCUUCAUCGGAAGUGUGUUUGACCCAUAUGCAAGUAAUCAUCUACAAAAGCUGAAGAAGAUGGACCCCAUCGAUGUGGAAACGGUGCUACUAUUGAUGAGGAAUCUAUCCAUCAACUUGUCUAGCCCUGAUUUUGAGGAUCAUAGACGGCUUCUCUCGGCUUAUGAUAUCGGUUCUGAGGCAGCAACCGAUCCUGGCGGAGGGAGUAAAACCUUGAAUAAAGAUCCACCCGAAAUCUCUACUUGAAGUUAAUAGAAAAGGGGGAGAAUUAUGAUGAAGUGUCUCAGGUGAGCAAAACCCUGAUUGGCUACAGAACACAGAGGUUCUGUUGUGGGUUUUGUUUGUACAUAUGAAGAAUGCUGAAGCUGACAUUGAGCGGUUUUUGUUUUAUAUAUAUAUAUAUACAUCUUUUGGACCAUGUAUGGUAAAAGCAGAGUGUAUUAUCUUUUAAGUUAAAUACCAUUAGUCUUAUCUCUGCCUA